CACAUUCCUAGCUUCACCAUCUACUUCCUCCCCCUUUUAACCCUCAUUUACUCUCUUCCGUUCCCAUAUUGACUAUUUAACUCCCCCUCACUUUUUCCUUUCCUCUCUCCGAAGAAAGUGACAGCAAUACAGGUCAGUUCAAUGAGAAAGUUUCACCUUUUCAGUUUUUUUUUUUCCAACCCCUUUACUGUUGUCGUUUUGCUGGAUGAGUUCAUGUAUGCUUCAUGGCUGCCAAUGGGAUCUAAACUCUGAAAUGCAUUUUUUGUGAAUCACGAAAAUGCAAAUCUUUACUAUUCUACAUGGGGUUUCUAUUUUAAUAUCUGGGUUCUUGUCUGCAUGUAUUAUCAUUUUCCCUUCAUAUAUAUAUCUAUAUAGAUUUAUUGGGUUUUUCUAUUUAGAUCUUGAUGUUGGUUUUUUCCUUUCCUGGUUAGGAUAGUUUUGUAGCUGUUUUCUGGGAUUUUGUUGCAGGGAAAAAAUUGAGGUGAUUGAA
This is a messenger RNA of Rubroshorea leprosula, 490 nucleotides long. The record is from the annotation of a GenBank genome assembly. NCBI's taxonomy places the organism in Eukaryota, Viridiplantae, Streptophyta, Magnoliopsida, Malvales, Dipterocarpaceae.